Messenger RNA from Suillus fuscotomentosus, 501 nucleotides. RefSeq lists its product as uncharacterized. The record is from RefSeq and is a predicted model, not a curated record. NCBI's taxonomy places the organism in Eukaryota, Fungi, Basidiomycota, Agaricomycetes, Boletales, Suillaceae. The annotation marks the transcript as partial. The transcript is spliced from 3 exons.
GCUACAACUGCCUGCCAACAACCUCCUUCGAUGGUGGAAUCGGGCAGCUCGAACAAGCUGCGUGUUCUCAACCUCGGGGAUGGCACCAUUCUCCAACUGGUGGAUGACGACAUCCCAGAUCCCCCCGCUGUCAGCUUCGCCAAUGAUAUCCUGCGUCUCAAUGCAAUGUGGGAUGACAAUACGGCGCACUGGUUGAACGAGUCCAUCAUCACCAUCCAAGGCCACCCAUCGCUCAAGUGGACUGACUGGCGGGAUGUCGUCGAACGCUACCGGCAGGGCACCCCAGAUCACUUCUGGGCUGACUUCAAGACUGACAGUGGUGAGCGGAUGAAAUUCACUGCCAUUGUCCAGAAACUCCGUGAUGAGCGCAAGGCAGAACAUACCGCAUUGGUGGAGCGUGCUCACCGAGAAUUCCAUGCCAAGUUCGACGACCUUUUCACUUACCGGCGAGGAGGAGAGGGGCAUGUGAUGACGAAGCCGUCUGCCAUCGCGAGGAAAUAC